Molecule: messenger RNA, 1026 nt
Organism: Paracoccidioides brasiliensis Pb18
Product: ATPase GET3
Exons: 3
Coding region: 1-1026 (341 amino acids)
Biological process (GO): post-translational protein targeting to endoplasmic reticulum membrane
Cellular component (GO): GET complex
Molecular function (GO): ATP binding; ATP hydrolysis activity
Source: RefSeq, a predicted model, not a curated record
AUGUCAUCAGCCGCGAUGGUCAAAGCCGAGGACUCCCUCGAACCAACCCUCCAAAACCUCCUUGACCAAAAAACACUCCGCUGGGUCUUCGUUGGAGGCAAAGGCGGUGUUGGCAAGACAACUACCUCAUGCUCCCUAGCGAUCCAGCUCGCCAAAGUCCGCAAGUCCGUCCUGCUUAUAUCCACCGACCCCGCGCAUAACCUCAGCGAUGCCUUUGGGCAAAAGUUUGGAAAGGAAGCGAGACUUAUCGACGGAUUUACUAAUUUGAGUGCUAUGGAAAUCGACCCUAACGGCAGCAUACAAGAUCUUCUGGCUGCGGGUGGUGGCCAGGGGGAUGAUUCUAUGGGCGGACUGGGGAUUGGGGGGAUGAUGCAAGAUUUGGCAUUUAGUAUCCCCGGUGUCGAUGAAGCCAUGUCCUUCGCCGAAGUCCUAAAACAGGUCAAAUCUCUAUCCUACGAGGUUAUCAUAUUCGACACCGCGCCAACAGGCCAUACGCUCCGCUUCCUCCAAUUCCCCACCGUCCUCGAAAAAGCCCUCGCCAAACUGGCGCAAUUAUCAACCCAGUUCGGCCCGAUGCUAAACUCCAUCCUAGGCGGCCGAGGCGGUCUGCCCGGCGGCCAAAAUUUGGACGAGAUCCUCUCCAAAAUGGAAUCACUGCGAGAAACCAUUGCAGAAGUAAAUGCGCAGUUCAAAGAUGCUGACCUGACCACUUUUGUCUGCGUGUGCAUCGCGGAGUUUCUCUCACUGUAUGAGACGGAGCGAAUGAUCCAGGAGCUGACGAGUUAUCACAUCGAUACUCAUUGUAUUGUUGUUAAUCAGUUGCUUUUCCCGGGGAAGGAUAGUUCGUGCGAGCAAUGUAAGGCGCGGAGGAAGAUGCAGAAGAAGUAUUUGAAUGAGAUUGAAGAGUUGUAUGAGGAUUUUAAUGUGGUGCGGAUGCCGAUGUUGGUGGAGGAGGUUAGGGGGAAGGAGAAGCUUGAGAAGUUUAGCGAUAUGCUUAUACACCCAUACGUCCCGCCUCAAGAGUGA